AUGACAGAGCGCAAUGGACGCAAGACCUUGACCACGGUGCAGGGUAUUCCUCCCAAGUUUGACCACAAGAAGAUCCUCAAGGUCAUCAAGAAGGAGUUCGCUUGCAAUGGAACCAUCAUCUCCGCGGCCGAGUCCAAGGGCAUGGGCGAGGUGAUCCAGCUCCAGGGCGAUCAGCGCAGCAAGAUUCGCGACUUCCUGAUUGACAAAGCUACCGGCCUUGGCCUUGACGAGAAGACCAUCAAAGUCCACGGUUUCUAG
Messenger RNA from Sporothrix brasiliensis 5110, 258 nucleotides. Its product is annotated as translation initiation factor 1. Bases 1 to 258 code for a protein of 85 amino acids. Lineage: Eukaryota; Fungi; Ascomycota; Sordariomycetes; Ophiostomatales; Ophiostomataceae. The transcript has a single exon. The record is from RefSeq and is a predicted model, not a curated record. Gene Ontology annotation, molecular function: RNA binding; ribosomal small subunit binding; translation initiation factor activity. Gene Ontology annotation, biological process: translational initiation. Gene Ontology annotation, cellular component: eukaryotic 43S preinitiation complex.